This is a messenger RNA of Austrofundulus limnaeus, 1649 nucleotides long. RefSeq names its product lysosomal protein transmembrane 4 alpha (gene laptm4a). The transcript has 7 exons. The record is from RefSeq and is a predicted model, not a curated record. Bases 81 to 800 code for a protein of 239 amino acids. NCBI's taxonomy places the organism in Eukaryota, Metazoa, Chordata, Actinopteri, Cyprinodontiformes, Rivulidae. Gene Ontology annotation, cellular component: lysosomal membrane.
GUGGGCGUUUCUCCCCCCUCCGUGCUCGUGCUGACUGUUGAUGCUGAGAAGAUUUUUCCGCUCUUCGACCAGCUCUCCAGAUGUUUCUCCCUACACUCGUGGAGGACAUGCAUCAUUUUAAGCCGAGUCGAGACAGACUGUAUACAACCCGAUGUUGCGGAUGCUGCCAUGUUCGAACUGGGACCAUUAUCCUGGGAACAUGGUACAUGGUGGUCAACCUGCUGAUGGGCAUCCUGCUGACUGUGGCUGUGACCCACCCUGAGAAUGUCCCGACCAUUGACCUGCAGUACGAAGUCAUUGAUCAUUACUUUGCCUCUGACAGGAUGUCUGAAAAUGCUUGUGUUGGAUUUGCCAUCUCCCUGCUGAUGCUCACCAUCAGUGCCAUGAUGGUGUAUGGAGCCAUUACUCACCGUGACGGGUGGCUCAUCCCGUUUUUCUGCUACCAGCUGUUCGACUUCGCUCUGAGCUGCCUGGUGGCCAUCAGCUCUCUCACCUACCUGCCCAGGAUCAGGGACUACCUGGACCAGCUGCCAGAUUUCCCGUACAAGGAUUACCUCCUCUCUCUGAACUCCAGCUGCCUGCUGCUCUUUGUUCUGGUCUUCUUCGCCUUCCUCAUCAUCCUCAAGGCUUACUUGAUCAACUGUGUGUGGAACUGCUACAAGUACAUCAACAACAGGAACAUGCCAGAGAUCGCUGUGUACCCCGCUUUUGAGACUCCUCCCCAGUACAUUCUGCCCACUUAUGAGAUGGCGAUGAAGAUGCCAGAGAAGGACCCUCCUCCCCCCUACAUGCCAGCCUAAUCACCAGCCAUGCUGCCAAACUGCACACAGCCAUCAUAUGCAUUCCUACCCCCCAACUCAUUCUGAACACCAUAAUGCCCUUAUUCCCCCCCCCGACCUGCUUCCUCUAAAGUGUUUUAUUUGUCCUCCCCGCUGUAUUUCCUCAGCGUGUCUUUAAAGCAUCCUGGCGAUGUGAAAGGUAAAAUGUUGGAAAGUUAAAAUUUGUGUGAAAAUGAAUGAAUGAAUGAAUGCGUUUGAAGGGGGGAAACAAAAGAAAGGAAUCCUUUUGUGUCCACACUACACCCUCAACCUUUUUUAAGUCUUAGUAAAAGAAUCUGUGAGAAGUAGCUUCAAUUUCUCAUCAAUCCAGCACUAUCCUAUUAAUGGAUCAAUAUAUGACGUUUUAAAAAAGAGAAAAGAUUGAAAAAAAAUAUGACAAUCUGCUUUUAGAGUCCCUGUUGUUGAAUUGUGUUGCAGUUUUCCUGUUUGUUGAGACCUAGGCUGCUCCACCUCAGUCUUGAAUUGAGUCUUUAGCACCUUUGUUUUUAAUUUUGGGGGUUGUUAUUUUUAUUUAUUUAGCUUCGCUGUAGUACGGUUUGCCACCCCAGCAGACAUCAUCGCUGCUUUGCUUCCAUGAUGUUCGAGCAAAGCUGCCGAGUAGUUUUCCAGCCGGGACUGAGGGGAGGAGAGAGAGAUGGAUCGCUUCUCUCUGCCUCUCCUUUCACCUCUGGAGCAAACAGCUAGUCUUGUGAACAUUAGUUGUUGCAUGCUUAUCGACGCGUACUCCUCCAUUACUUUACUGGUAAUAAUGAUUUUAUCCCCGUGGAAAUUCUGUUAACUUCAAUAAAAGUCUCGGGAAAAAUAAAUAAA